Messenger RNA from Morus notabilis, 1302 nucleotides. Its product is annotated as glucan endo-1,3-beta-glucosidase. Gene Ontology annotation, molecular function: hydrolase activity, hydrolyzing O-glycosyl compounds. Bases 160 to 1185 code for a protein of 341 amino acids. Gene Ontology annotation, cellular component: plasma membrane. The record is from RefSeq and is a predicted model, not a curated record. The transcript has 2 exons. NCBI's taxonomy places the organism in Eukaryota, Viridiplantae, Streptophyta, Magnoliopsida, Rosales, Moraceae. Gene Ontology annotation, biological process: carbohydrate metabolic process.
GAUCAAAACGUACAGGAUCACCCGCUGAUUUUAAACUCUAGAGAUGCAAAAUUUUCCAAGAUAUACACCUGCUGGCUAUAUAAAGUGGUGGAAGCUAGAUAAUAAUUAGGGCAUCGUAACAUUGAGAAGUAGAAUUUAAUCAAUUGUUAUUUCCUCUUCAUGGCUUCUUUUUCAACAACUGAUCACAAAACCUUCAUGACUUCCAUGUUCUUCCUGCUUGGGUUGCUAAUUCUUAGCUCGGAGAUAUCAGGUGCACAAUCCAUUGGAGUCUGUUACGGUAAACUCGGCAACAACUUGCCGACUGAAUCGGAAGUGAUAAACCUAUACAAAAGCAACAACAUUGGAAAGAUGCGGAUUUACUCCCCAGACCAAGCAACCUUACAAGCCCUAAAAGGCUCCAACAUUGAGCUCAUCGUUGAUGUCCCCAAGGACAAGCUACAAUCCCUCAACGACGCCGGAGCCGCCUCUGAUUGGGUCCAGACGAACAUAGUCUCCUUCUCCUCCGACGUCAACUUCAAGUACAUCGCUGUCGGGAACGAAAUCCACCCCGGUGACGGUGAGGCCAACUACGUCCUACCCGCCAUGAAAAACGUUCAAAGCGCUAUAAACUCUGCCAGCUUACAAGGAAAAAUCAAGGUCUCAACAGCCAUAGACACUAGUUUGCUGGACAAGUCUUACCCUCCAAAUGAUGGUGUAUUUAGCGACGCUGCAAAUGGAUACAUCACGCCAAUUGCCAAUUUCCUGGCAGAAAAUGGGUCACCACUUCUUGCCAAUGUGUACCCUUACUUUGCCUAUACUAAUGACCGUUCAAUUGACCUUCAAUAUGCUUUGUUCAACUCAAAAGGGUCAUCAGAUGGUACGGGCUACCAAAACUUAUUUGAUGCACAGUUGGAUGCUCUGUACGCGGCUCUGGAGAAAGUUAAUGCACCCGAUGUGAAGAUUGUGGUGUCCGAGAGUGGUUGGCCAUCAGAGGGUGAUUCGGCAGCAACCACUAAUAAUGCAGGCACAUAUUAUAGGAAUUUGAUUGCUCAUGUGAAGGGCGGGACUCCAAAGAGGCCUCAAGGACCUAUAGAGACUUAUUUGUUUGCCAUGUUUGAUGAGAACCAAAAGGAUGGUGCCCAGGAGCAACAUUUUGGUCUUUUCUCACCAGACAAACAGCCCAAAUACCAACUGAGUUUCAGUUAAUUAUAGAUGUAGAGUAUUAAUCUUAAAUAAAAGUGCUUUGUAUUCCAAUACAUGGCAAUGUUUCUUCUAUGCAAGGAAAUGAAAAAUAAGUGAUUUUCCAAUUAUUCCAAUUGACAA